Molecule: messenger RNA, 1798 nt
Organism: Cuscuta epithymum
Lineage: Eukaryota; Viridiplantae; Streptophyta; Magnoliopsida; Solanales; Convolvulaceae
Source: the annotation of a GenBank genome assembly
GUACACAAAAAGCCAACUAGGAUGGGUAUGACAUAGCAGGGGUAGAUAAGCGUCACAGCGCAUGCCCAUGUCUCUUCCUGUACACACAUACCUCGCAGAUCAAGUUUUCCUUACCUGAUGAUGCAACCCUCCGAUCGCCGUCUGAUUCUUCUCUCCCGCCAUCUUGAACCUCACGAUGGUACCCACAUCCUUUCUGCUUCUUCCACAUCCUCCUCAGCCCCCGCUUCUGUCUUCAAUCACAUCCUUCCAGCUCCUGAGGAUCCUAUUCUCGGUGUCACGGUUGCAUAUGAUAAAGAUCCGUGCUCUGUGAAGUUGAAUUUAGGAGUGGGUGCUUAUCGGACUGAGGAAGGAAAACCUCUUGUUCUGAAUGUAGUAAGGAAGGCAGAGCAGAUCUUAGUUAAUGACAGAUUUCGGAUUAAGGAGUAUUUGCCUAUUACUGGAUUGAAAGAUUUCAAUGAAUUGAGUGCUAAGUUGAUACUUGGUGCGGAUAGUCCUGCAAUCCAAGAUAACAGGGUGACAACUGUGCAGUGCUUGUCUGGAACAGGCUCAUUAAGGGUUGGAGCCGAGUUUUUGAGUAGACAUUAUCAUCAACAUAAUAUCUAUAUACCCCAGCCAACAUGGGGAAAUCAUUCAAAGGUCUUCACACUAGCUGGUUUGUCGGUGAGCACUUACAGGUACUAUGAUCCAGUAACCCGGGGACUCAAUAUUGAAGGUUUGUUGGAAGACCUUGGGUCUGCUCCAUCAGGGGCAAUUGUACUUCUGCAUGCAUGUGCUCAUAACCCCACUGGUGUUGAUCCAACUGCUAAUCAGUGGGAGCAAAUCAGGAAGUUGAUGCGAUCAAGAUCACUGUUACCUUUCUUUGACAGUGCCUACCAGGGAUUUGCAAGUGGAAGCCUGGAUGGAGAUGCUCAGUCAGUUCGUUUGUUUGUUGCUGAUGGGGGCGAGUGCCUUAUUGCUCAGAGUUACGCAAAGAAUAUGGGACUUUAUGGUGAAAGAGUUGGAGCUCUCAGCAUUGUAUGUAAGCACCCCGAUGUGGCUAGCAGAGUUGAGAGUCAAUUAAAACUAGUUAUCAGGCCAAUGUACUCAAAUCCACCUUUACAUGGUGCAUCAAUUGUGGCUGUGAUCCUCAAGGACAGAAACAUGUACGAGGAAUGGACAGUUGAGCUGAAAGCAAUGGCUGAUCGCAUCAUCACCGUGCGCCACCAGCUGUUUGAUGCUUUAUGUGCCAGAGGGACACCUGGUGACUGGAGUCACAUCAUCAAGCAAAUAGGAAUGUUUACUUUCACUGGGCUCAACAUGAAACAGGUUGCAUUCAUGAGAAAAGAGUUCCAUAUUUACAUGACCUCAGACGGAAGAAUAAGCAUGGCAGGACUAAGUUCCAAGACGGUUCCACAUCUAGCUGGUGCAAUUCAUGCUGCUGUCACCCGUAUUGUCUGAGUUACAAGGGCUUUGGUUUACCUCGCAUGAAUGUUUACUCACCUAAUUAGUGCGUUUAUCGUGUUUUGAUGUUGAAGGAAAACUUUCAUUUCAAAACUAGUAUAGUAUAUGUGCAUAUAUGCACCAGAAAUAACAAUGGGUACAUACAUUUGUAUGCACGAGCUCAUUAAGAACAAAAAUAACACAAUAUUCAAAAGAAAUUAGAUUAUCCUAAAGAAGUGAAUAUAAUACAGCACGACAAAGUGUAAGUUAAUACAACUUGGAAGGCCUGAUGUUCUAAGGAAAUUAAAAACUUUGAUGUUAUUUUUUUUUUUGAGAAAAAAAACUUUGAUGUCAUUGUUUUAAAUGAUUCUGCUUCGAU